Messenger RNA from Marmota monax (woodchuck), 2461 nucleotides. It is a transcript of the gene Rgs9, whose product is annotated as regulator of G protein signaling 9. Bases 149 to 2173 code for a protein of 674 amino acids. The transcript has 19 exons. Lineage: Eukaryota; Metazoa; Chordata; Mammalia; Rodentia; Sciuridae. Gene Ontology annotation, biological process: regulation of G protein-coupled receptor signaling pathway; intracellular signal transduction; G protein-coupled receptor signaling pathway. The record is from RefSeq and is a predicted model, not a curated record.
GCGGGCGGCAGCCGGAGCUCUGCGCGCUCCCCGCCCCGCGCAUCGCGGUCGACGCCCAGGCUGGGCGGGCCAGGCUGGCUUGCUAACUUGGGGCUUUCCCUCUUCUCUCCCAUUUGUGUUGUGGUGGUAGAUCCAUCCAGGGUCCAGGAUGACGAUCCGACACCAGGGCCAGCAGUACAGGCCGAGGAUGGCAUUUCUCCAAAAGAUUGAAGCGCUUGUGAAGGACAUGCAGAACCCAGAGACGGGGGUCAAGAUGCAGAACCAGAGGGUCCUGGUCACCAGUGUCCCUCACGCCAUGACAGGAGGCGAUGUUCUACAAUGGAUCAUCCAGCGUCUCUGGAUCUCCAACCUGGAGGCGCAGAACUUGGGUAACUUCAUUGUCAAGUAUGGCUACAUUUACCCCCUUCAAGACCCCAAGAAUCUCAUUCUCAAGCCUGAUAGCAGUCUCUACAGAUUUCAGACGCCAUAUUUUUGGCCCACACAGCAGUGGCCCGCUGAAGAUACAGAUUAUGCCAUCUAUCUAGCCAAGAGAAAUAUCAAGAAGAAAGGAAUUUUAGAAGAAUAUGAAAAGGAAAAUUACAAUUUCUUGAACAAAAAAAUCAACUACAAGUGGGACUUUGUCAUUAUGCAGGCCAAAGAACAGUACAGGGCUGGAAAGGAAAGGAACAAGGCCGACAGGUACGCGCUGGACUGCCAGGAGAAGGCCUACUGGCUGGUGCACCGAUGCCCUCCGGGAAUGAACGACGUGCUGGACUAUGGCCUGGACCGAGUGACCGAUCCAAAUGAAGUCAAGAAACAAACAGUCACUGCUGUCAAAAAAGAGAUCAUGUAUUACCAACAGGCCUUAAUGAGGUCCACAGUGAAGUCGUCAGUGUCCCUUGGAGGGAUUGUCAAGUACAGUGAGCAGUUCUCAUCUAAUGACGCCAUUAUGUCGGGCUGCCUCCCUAGCAAUCCUUGGAUAACAGACGACACCCAGUUCUGGGAUUUAAAUGCCAAAUUGGUGGAAAUCCCAACCAAGAUGCGUGUGGAACGAUGGGCCUUCAACUUCAGUGAGUUGAUCCGAGACCCCAAGGGUCGACAGAGCUUCCAGUACUUUCUCAAGAAAGAAUUCAGUGGGGAGAAUCUGGGAUUCUGGGAAGCCUGUGAGGACCUGAAGUAUGGAGAUCAGUCCAAGGUCAAGGAGAAGGCGGAGGAGAUUUACAAACUGUUCCUGGCCCCGGGAGCCAGGCGGUGGAUAAACAUAGACGGCAAGACCAUGGACAUCACGGUGAAGGGGCUGAAGCACCCGCACCGCUACGUGCUGGACGCAGCGCAGACCCACAUCUACAUGCUCAUGAAGAAGGAUUCCUAUGCUCGCUAUUUAAAAUCUCCCAUCUAUAAGGAAAUGCUGGCCAAAGCUAUCGAACCUCAGGAAACCACCAAGAAAAGCUCCACCCUGCCGUUCAUGAGGCGUCACCUGCGCUCCAGCCCGAGCCCGGUCAUCCUGAGGCAGCUAGAAGAAGAAGCCAAAGCUCGAGAAGCAGCCAACACGGUGGACAUCACCCAGCCAGGCCAGCACAUGGCUCCCAGCCCCCACCUGGCUGUGUACACUGGGACCUGCGUGCCCCCCUCUCCUUCCAGCCCCUUCUCCUCCUCCUGCCGCUCCCCCAGGAGGCCCUUCCCCUCGCCCAGCCGCUUCAUCAGGAGGCCCAGCAGCACCAUCUGCCCCUCGCCCAUUCAAGUGGCCUUGGAGGGCUCCUCAGGCUUGGAGCCCAAGGGGGAGCCCAGCUGGUCAAGUGUGCAGCGCAGGGCCCUCAUGGCCGAGAGCAGCGAGGCCUCCCUUGACGGCCCCAGGCCCCGCAGCCAGCCCAGGGCCCUGCCCAAGGCCCGCGCGGCCCUGUCCUUCAGCAGCUUCCUGAGAUGGGGCUGCCUGGCCUCGCCCGUCUUUGCCAGGCUCCCACCCAAGUGCCCUGCGGUGUCCCACGGAAAGGUGCAGCCCCUGGGGGAUGUGGGCCAGCUGCCGCGGCUGAAACCCAAGAGAGUAACAAACUUCUUCCAGAUCAAAAUGGAUGUGCCCAUAGAGAGUGGAGCCUGCCUGAUGGACUCGGAUGACACUGGAGAGGCUGGUGACCGGGCCACAGAAAAGGAGGUCAUCUGCCCCUGGGAGAGCCUGGCUGAGGGGAAGGCAGGCUGAGCCGGGCCGGGCUCCCUGAAGAUGCUCGUGGCAGACCCUGCUGGACAGGGCCACGGGGCACGCUUGCUCUCAAACCAAAGUGCAUUAGGAUGGUAUGUGAGGGCCGAAGAGUCCAGAGGAGGUGGAGUGUAGGGGAGAGUGCUCUGGCCGGCUCCCGAUGGCCAACCCCCUCCCUUGCCCUGACUUCCCUUUGCUUGGCCAGAAAGGCAUGUGGGCCAGAGGAUGUCCCUUGCUGCCUUAAAACCAAUAAAAGGAGAAUUUGGAAGAUUUUCUUGGAUCAAAAUGUUA